Monopterus albus (swamp eel) is the source of this 2718-nucleotide messenger RNA. Its product is annotated as UV excision repair protein RAD23 homolog B-like. Gene Ontology annotation, cellular component: nucleoplasm; cytosol. Gene Ontology annotation, molecular function: ubiquitin binding; damaged DNA binding; proteasome binding. The record is from RefSeq and is a predicted model, not a curated record. The coding region runs from base 226 to 1653 and encodes 475 amino acids. NCBI's taxonomy places the organism in Eukaryota, Metazoa, Chordata, Actinopteri, Synbranchiformes, Synbranchidae. The transcript has 10 exons. Gene Ontology annotation, biological process: proteasome-mediated ubiquitin-dependent protein catabolic process; nucleotide-excision repair.
UUCCGACAGCACUUGAAUGCGGCAGAAUGGUGUGUCUGACAUCCAUGCUUAUCUCAGUAGAUGGCGUCCGUACCCAGCCUGCUCCGCGACACUGAGACAGCUGAGUCACACAUACAUUUAGACCCAGAUAAACAGAUACUCAGCGAAAAAUAGCAGCUACAGUCUAGAAAUUGGCGUUACUACAGUCGUUUUUCACCUUUGCUGCCUCUGACACCUUGUCGAAAGAUGUUGACGAUUACACUAAAGACCCUUCAACAGCAAACGUUCAAAAUAGAAAUAGACCCAGAAUUCACGGUGAAAGCCCUAAAGGAGAAAAUAGAGGCGGACAGGGGAAAAGACGCUUUUCCUGCUGUGGGACAAAAACUGAUUUAUGCAGGCAAAAUCUUAAAUGAUGACACCCUGCUGAAAGAGUACAAGAUCGAUGAGAAAAACUUUGUGGUGGUCAUGGUUACCAAGCCUAAACCAGUCCCUCCAUCACAAGGGGCCACUCAGCCAACUCCCCAACCGGCUGCAGCUGCAGCACCACCCACAGUCUCAGCCUCAGCAGAAGUGCCGUUCACACCGACACAGACAGUGUCUGCACCCACGCCUGCCCCACACUCAGUGCCUCCCCCUGAGUCCACAUCCCCAGUGCUGGAAAACACCCAAUCUGUCAAAGAAAUAUCAACCUUGGACUUAGACACAGCGCCAGUUCUGGCCCCAGACUCAGCACCAGCCUUGGAGUCAGCUGCUCCUCCAGCCUCUGCCCCAGCUUCUGAAGCUGCUCAGAUGGUCUCAGCCACAUCAGACUGCUUCACACCUGCUGCCCAGCCUGAAGAAAAGACAAGGGAAGAGCCAGAGAAUCAACCAUCUGCCACUGCACCAGUCCUCUCCUCUGCUUCCAGCCUUGUUGAUGAACUGGGUCUCCUUGAAGAAGCAGCUUCAAUACUGGUGACAGGUACAGCCUAUGAGAACCUGGUGUCAGAGAUUAUGUCUAUUGGUUAUGAGCGAGAGCAAGUGGUCGCUGCACUUAGAGCCAGUUACAACAACCCAGACCGAGCAGUAGAGUAUCUACUCACGCACUCAGUUUCCACUGACAAUGAAUGGGCAGCUGUCGAUAACCCUGGAAUUUGCCUUUGUUUGUGCUCAGGAUGCUCAGCAGCGCAGUUGUGCACUUUGGCCACAAGGGGGCUCACAGUCAACAGCCUUUCCAGCACUCACAAUGUAGGGCCAGUAUCUGGCAGUCAGUCUCCCUCUGCUGGUGGAGACUCCGUCUCCACAGAGAACCCUCUUGAGUUCCUAAGGAGCCAGCCUCAGUUCCAGCAGAUGAGACAGAUCAUCCAGCAGAACCCGGCCCUCCUACCAGCCCUGCUGCAGCAGCUUGGCAGAGACAACCCGCAGCUGCUGCAGCAAAUCACACAGCACCAGGAGCGUUUUGUGCAGAUGCUGAAUGAACCACGAAGAGGAGGGGAGACAGGAGGGGAGGGGGCCGAGGCUCAGGGAUCCCCACACACUAACUACAUCCAGGUCACCGCACAGGAGAAGGAGGCCAUUGAGAGGUUAAAAGCGUUGGGCUUUCCUGAAGGCUUAGUCAUCCAGGCUUACUUUGCCUGUGAGAAGAAUGAGAAUCUGGCAGCAAACUUCCUGCUACAGCAAACAUGGGACGAUGAGUAACCAAAUAUCACUUGAUACAUCACCAUCCAGCAGAGGGCUGCAGACUGGAUGACAGCGCUACACGAAGUCCACCGGGGAGGAACAAGGACAGGAUAAGAAGGACAUUUCUUUUCACACCAUGUGACUGUGGUUUGAUGAUGAUGACAUGCUGUUCAAAGUUAGCUGUGCCGCCUGCUAUCCAUUUAGCUAUAAUGAUCACCGUGGGCGCUCAUACUGAGCUCUGCCAUACUGCUGCCACAUCGUUACUGCUGCCGCUUGUGUCGAGUGAUUACACUGAGAGAAGUCAGGAAAUAGACCAUCAGUCUGCAUCACCUUCCCAGGCCAUCAGGUGUUAAACUUAGACUACUGUGCAUAUACAGUGUGCACACUACAGAAUGUAUUUGUAGCGAAUAUAUACAUGACAAAAAUAAGUUUACAACAUGUGCAAACAGACAUGUUGCACAUGUUUGCCACCAACAUGUGCAUGUUGGAUGCACCUGAAAAUGUGAUGCAAUCUGUUCACUUCACUGUUUGAAAGCUAGCAUUGAUUUACAUUAAAGUUCACAUCUGAUCAUUUAACCUUUUUGGUUCUUGUUUUCUUGAAAUCCUAAACACUCAAAUAUGUCAGACAGAAUGUGUCCAAAUAGAAUACAUUCUUCAGGGGUUGUUUUGACCUUUCAUUCGCCAUGUACAUGUGCUUCAUUGGUUCUAUCCAUGGAAAAUGAAUCCUGCAAGUUGCCUUGCAGGAGCAUCUGGGACUUUGUUGCCCGUUCCUGCCAGAAAAAGGAAAGUUAAACAAAAUGUUACCAAUGUCAUGUAUAUAAAAUACUUAAGGUCAAAGAUAAACAAAAUGUCAUGAUACCUCAAAAUUACAACUGUUUAAUAAAAAUAUUGAGCUACACCACCAAUUAGAAGUUUGGCCACACUGUCCCAGCGAAUUGAAUUGGAAAGUGUGUUCAAAUCUCUGACUGGUGGUGUAAGUCAAAUUACACAAUAGUAAGAUUGUCUGAGGUGUUUGCAGGUUAAGUAACAAUUUUAACUAAUCAUGAUUUUGAUGCACUAUUUCAAGAUGUAGAAUAAUUUUGA